This is a messenger RNA of Penicillium olsonii, 1983 nucleotides long. The record is from the annotation of a GenBank genome assembly. Lineage: Eukaryota; Fungi; Ascomycota; Eurotiomycetes; Eurotiales; Aspergillaceae.
AUGGCUGCACCUCAAACUCGACCGUAUAGGCGAAUCCUCACCUCGGCUCUACACCGAAGAUUUGUUCAUGCGUCCGCGCUUUCACUCCUGGUGAGCUACAUCAUCGCAAUUGCGAUCGGGGAGAAGUCAUCAUUGUUCUGGUCAUGGUUCCCAAUUGGUAGCUGCGGUGUUCGAACCGCCCUAAUCUUUAUCUCGUCACUCGCCAUCUUUGUCCUGCGCGUUGGUCAAAUGCACAUCGGUCCGAGGACAGCGAGCUCCUCAUUGGGGAUCUUCAAGUCAUUUUCCAUCAAAAACUUCCAAGUUGCGCAAACCUUCGGCUGGUACAUUUUCUCCGCUUGGUGGUUCACCUUGAUCUACGUUUGGUCGUCUUCACCCAGUGCCAAUCUCCAACUCGUUAAAAUGGGCAAGCCACAUGAACGCCCCACCCUGAACGAACGGCCGAUCUACCUCCACUCAUUCCACAUCGUUCUCGCAUGCGUCCAGGCAAUCUGUCACCUUUACUACGACUACGACCGUGUCCCUGUGCCCAUCGCUGAACGGAGCACAAAGACGAAUGAUAAGCGUACUCAUCCAGUGCAACAGACCUCCAAGUAUCUUCAGGGCGCUUUGCCGCAGCAAUUGGCAGAUGGGGCUUUCCGUGCUAUCACUGUUGCAGCUGCAACACUGGUGGUCUACCCUAUGUUUUUCCGACAGGCCGCUUGGGGCUGGUCUUUGUACAUGGCCAAACUGUUCUGGAGCUUCCAAAGGUCGGCAGCUGAGCCCUCGAGCUUCGUUCCCACGAUUUUCCCAUACUUCUUCUUCCGAACUCUGCUCCCGGGCCUUCUCCUUGUCAUGUCCUGGCAAUGUUCCAACCUCUUUUAUUCCGUUUUUAUCGGCAAGGAGCCACUCAAGCGGGGCCAACCACUUACUUCAGAUGCCAAGGAUCCCAACGGCAGUCUUUUGAACGGACUCAGUGCCAAGAAGGAGGUAGUGAAGACUUUCGCGCUCUGGGAACUUGGGUUGAUCAGUCAGGGCAUGCCUGAUCGCCGGAAGACAAUCUUCAACGAAAUUGAUCGCGCGAAUGGAUCAGCAUGGUCACAAGUCCUUGCUUCUAUCACUGAAGUCAUCCAGGGUGUGAGCAUUCGCAUCGAAGAAAGCAAGAACCCUGCCCUUGCCGCGAAGCCAGUGCCAGAGACUGAUAAGCCGGAGCCUGUCCUCCACAACCUCCCACGGUUGACCGACCCGAUCAAAGACGAAAACAUCUUCACCACUGCCCCCAAGGCCACCUCUCGCCAGGACCGUUUUGGUGAUGCAUUUAGCUCAACCGCCAGGUCCCUCGGUGGGUCAGAAGACUGGACACCGACUGCGCGAGCCCGAGUCCGUGAUGUCUUUGAUCGAGCAUCCUCGGCCGUUCUCAGCCCUGAACAGAAGCAGAAAUAUCUCGCCUCUACUCAGAAGCUCAAGCUUCUAACGGGAGGCCCCUCGACGACCUACAAACCUGAGGACGUUAAUCCUGUUCUAGUGCAGUUCCUUCGCUCCCCCAUCGGCCAGCCCUUCCGGCAGACUUAUGCCCAGCGCCUGUGUGCCAUCGUAUUUGGAACACCUGAGUCUUCUUUGUGCGCUAUCGUGGACGCUGUCGAGUGUCUGACCCGCCUACUCAUUGCCAGUCUGGCAGAGGAUACCUUUGGUAAGGUUCAGGCUGAUCUGCCAGCUGCAGUCCGCCUUCUUACGCAGACCAUUCUCUCAGUGGAUGCAUUUGCCCACCACGGAGGCCUUGACGCGCAUUGGACCGAUGUCAAUUUCCCAUCAUCAAGCGAUCCCCAGGCUCAAGAGCAAGCUCGCAGGAUCCCGGAUGUCGAGAUUCUGCUGACUACGCUUCGCGGCAAUCUCAAUGACCUCCUGACGGCCUUCAAACCGUACCUACGGGAUAUUGGAGUGGCCGGCAAGGAUCUGAGACUCGCCAAGGAGGCAGUUGGUAUUGAAUCAGAGGAGCUGCCGUUAUGA